Molecule: messenger RNA, 1246 nt
Organism: Pygocentrus nattereri (red-bellied piranha)
Lineage: Eukaryota; Metazoa; Chordata; Actinopteri; Characiformes; Serrasalmidae
Product: C-type mannose receptor 2-like
Exons: 4
Coding region: 119-1045 (308 amino acids)
Source: RefSeq, a predicted model, not a curated record
AAGUAGUAGUUAUGUAUUUAUUAAUGACUUCAAGAGCUGGCAUGAUGCUCAGAGCUACUGCAGAAAGAAUCACACCGAUCUGGCCAGCGUGAGGAACCAGGCUGAGAAUGUCAAGAUAAUGGAGGCAGCCAAAGAAAACAGAGUGUGGAUUGGCCUGUUCAGAGUCUUCUGGAAGUGGUCAGAUCAGAGUUACUCCUCAUUCCGGUACUGGAAACAAAACCAACCAGAUAUUCCUAGUGGAAAAGAGACCUGUGGUUAUAUUGUAAUGACUGACGGGGGCUACUGGAGUAAUGAAAACUGUGAAACAAAGUUUCCGUUCAUCUGCUAUGAGAGGAAAAACUCUACAUACAUAUUGAUUAAGGAGGCAAAGAGCUGGUACGAUGCUCAGGUCUACUGUAGAGAACGUUACACAGACCUGGUCAGUGUGAGGAGCCAGACUGAGAACCAGCAGAUAUUAGAUUCAGCAAAAACUUCAGUCAAUAACAGUCUGUGGAUCGGCCUGUUUUACAAUUCCUGGAAGUGGGCAGAUCAGAGUGCCUCUUUAUUCAGAUACUGGGCAUCAGCACAACCAGAUAACCGUGAUGGAAACCAGAACUGCACUGCAGUGUUUAUGGCUGAGCAGGGCCGAUGGCAUGAUCUGAACGGCAACAGCCAGCUUCCAUUCGUCUGCCAUGAAAACCAGCUGAUCUUGAUCAAGCAGAAUCUGACUUGGAGAGAAGCUCUGAGAUACUGCAAAGAUAAUCAUGUGGAUCUGGUCUCAGUUCACUCUGAGGAGAUCCAGCUCUGGGUGAAGGAGGUGGCACAGAACGCCUCCACUGAACAUGUGUGGCUGGGUCUGCGUCACACCUGCACCCUCAGCUUUUGGUUCUGGAUGAGUGGAGUGUCUAUCUGCUACGAGAACUGGGCUCCAGGUAACGGGACAGGAGGAGAAGACUGCAGCUCUGUAGAGAGAACCGGAGCGGUGCAGGCUAGAGGAGGUCAGCAGUGGGUCAGCCUGCCUGAAACCCAGAAACUCAACUUCAUCUGCACCACCUAUGAAGAUUGAAUGAAAACAGUGAUGAAGAAGGAAAACAAGUUGCAGUCCAUCAUCUGUGUCCAACAUCAAUGUAUCCACAUUACUGUUAUUUCUAUGUUUGCAUUUCUUUACAGAUUAAGAAAACUAAAAACUGCAACACUUUUUGUGUGUGUGUGUGUGUGUGUGUGUGUGUGUGUGUGUGUGUGUGUGUGUGUGUGUGUGUGUGUGUUU